UCAGAUGCAACUGUACUUCUAUGACCACAAGAUGUCGAUGCUAUCACAGAACACAGCCACCACAGCACUCACUGAUAAUGUAUCUUGUCUGAUGCUGCUUGAAUUAUACUGCGGGUUAUUGAUGGAGUGAUUGCGCGGGGGGGAGUGCUUAUUGAAUCCAUCUUUUGUAUUGAUGGUGCACAUGUUGCACUAUCCUGCAAAAAUCUCGUCCAGCAGUAAAGAAUCUUUUGUAUGCAUGCAGCAGGUGUUGAACUUCAGUUAGCAGUGAUUUCAUAUGCAAUGCAGAGGAUACAUAUGAACUAAAAAAAAAAAAAAAAAACAGCAUUUCCCAGUUCAUACAUAUUGUGUUUUGUGCAUCUCUAACUUAGGUGCUCACUGGCAGAUCCCACCCCGAAGACCCGCCUCGUUCAUUCAAUUGGUCUGUCACAAACCUGUUUCAUGCAACCCUCCGUCUGUCACUCAACACCACAGUCCACCUCCUCCUCCUUGCAUCAGGUUGGUUGGUGUGUGCGUGCGUGUGUAUGUAUGUAUGUGUGUGCCCACCUUGUUCCAGCGACGAGCUAUACCCGACAGCCAGCUGUUUGCAGUGAAUACAUUUACGGGCAAAAGCCGCCGGUUCGGCACGCAGUUCUUUUUUUUAAAUACCCCCCUCCUCUUUCAGGCUGUGGUAGUAGCCUUAUAUAUUUUUUCCGUCAAAAUGAGUCAGGAUGCGAUUGGGGUGCUGCCCUGCUAUCGCUAGCUAGGCGGAGAAAUUCCUUCAACCAGCCUGCUGUUUCAAUCACUGCGGGUUGACACAACAUUAGCCGAGGCGUUCGUUGAGUGAGCUAGCGGGCUAGCAAAGGCAGCUCUAGUAGCCGUUACGUCUGUUUUAGCCAACGUUAGCUAAUGUAGUUACUUAGAGAGCGGACGCAUUGCUGCGGCGUGUUUAGUGCAAUAACGGUUAUCGCUUAAUGUUAGCUUCACAGCGAGGACUACUACUUUUUUCUUAGCGUAAACUAGCUCGCUAACGUUGGAGAGACUGACACAGUUACGGGUUUGGAUGUCGCGACACUGCAGUUUUGAACCACUUUCUGGCGGAUUGUGAAGACAGAAUUGGACCACAGUGACAGCCGAAAAGAUAGAAUUGGACCACCAAGUGACAGAGGGGGUUAAUGAUACAAACCAGGUAUUAAGUGGCUAAUCUGUGGCAGUUGCAGUAUUUUUUAACACUAGCUAUAUUAAGGCAGAGCAUCUCGGAGAGGCCCCACAGUCUCCUUGACAUCCCCUCCCCUGUCCGAAUCUCCCGUGAUUUGCCGAGAACACCCGGGUGAAGUCGCAGUUGUUCUCGGCUGGGGGGACAACUUGACAGCGAGGCCCCUAGCUUUUAGUCUCCCCUCCCCUCCCCCAGUCCCGUUUCAUCCAUCCGUCCGAGCCCGACAGACCACCUCCUCCUCCUCGCCCCGAGAUCGAAGCGAGGACCGGGGGAUUCGGGGAUAAGCUGAAACCUGUGGGCAAGUGUUUUGUCGGGUCCCGUCUAAAACCGGGCUGCCAAAACCAGAGGGGAUGACUCUGGAGUCCAUGAUGGCUUGCUGCCUGAGCGAAGAGGCGAAGGAGUCGAAACGAAUCAAUGCAGAAAUUGACAAACAACUCCGCCGAGACAAGCGAGACUCCAGGAGAGAGCUGAAAUUACUUCUUCUCGGUACGGGAGAAAGUGGCAAGAGCACCUUCAUCAAGCAGAUGAGGAUCAUCCAUGGAGCCGGAUACUCAGACGAAGAUAAGAGAGGCUUCAUCCGGCUCGUUUACCAAAACGUCUUCACCUCCAUGCAGGCCAUGAUUCGCGCCACUGAGACCCUCAAGAUCCCCUACAAAUAUGAACAGAAUCGGUCUAAUGCCAUGCUCGUGAAGGAGGUGGACAUUGAGAAGAUCAGUGGGUUUGACCAGCCCUACAUCACAGCUAUCAAAAGCCUGUGGGCCGACCCGGGGAUCCAGGAGGCCUACGACCGCCGCAGAGAGUACCAGCUGUCUGAUUCCACUAAAUAUUACCUUAGCGAUAUAGACCGUGUGACUGCGGAGGGAUACGUUCCCACCCAGCAGGAUGUGCUGAGGGUCCGUGUUCCCACAACGGGUAUAAUAGAGUACCCAUUUGACCUGGAGAACGUCAUUUUCAGGAUGGUGGAUGUGGGGGGUCAGAGGUCAGAGAGGAGGAAGUGGAUUCACUGCUUUGAGAACGUCACCUCCAUUAUGUUUCUCGUGGCGCUGAGUGAGUACGACCAGGUCCUUGUGGAGUCAGACAACGAGAACCGCAUGGAGGAGAGUAAAGCUCUAUUCAGGACUAUCAUUACCUACCCAUGGUUUCAAAACUCCUCCGUCAUCCUCUUCCUCAACAAGAAGGACCUGCUAGAGGAGAAGAUCGCCUACUCACACUUGGUGGACUACUUCCCUGAGUUCGAUGGUCCCCAGAGAGAUGCACAGGCGGCACGGGAGUUCAUCCUCAAGAUGUUUGUGGACUUAAACCCAGACAGUGACAAGAUCAUCUACUCUCACUUCACUUGUGCCACGGACACUGAGAACAUCCGCUUUGUGUUUGCAGCUGUCAAAGACACCAUCCUACAGCUCAAUCUCAAAGAGUACAACCUGGUGUGAGGGCUCACGUACAACGCACAUCUCCUCUCCCCAUUGCACAAAUGCACACCUCUCUUUGGGAGUGUGCGAUCAGCUCCACAUGCAUCACACAGCACACCAUGCUGGCUCUCUCUCUCUCACACACACACACACACACACACACACACACACACAAACACACACAGACAGACACACACACACAAACAGAACCCUUCCUUUCUUUUUCUUUUAUUUUUUUUUCCCCGAGUACAGUACAUUCACAGAUCCUCCCACCUGCAAAUGCCGCCCCUGCUCUUUCACCAAAGCUCGCCCUCUUCUUCCUUUCGCUCGGCAGCUUGUUGUGUCAGAAUCCUCGCUCCUCCCAAAGCCGCUCCGUGUGUCAGAUUUGGCCCCGGCUGCUGGCUCUGGCACAUUUCAUCUGGCACACAAACCUUUUCACACGGGCUGUACAGUGACUGAAGGGGAUUUUGGUGUGUGUGUGUGUGUGUGUGUGUGUGUGUGGGGCAUGUGGGUGUGUGUGCGUGUAUGUACUGUAUGGGGCAGCAUUAACUAGCAAGGAGCUGUGUUUUGGUGAACAGCAGCAUCAAACCCCUUUGGCCUCUCCAGAGUUGACCCUCAGCGGUGCGAGAUCAGAUCCUCUGUCGUCUCCUUUGCUGAACUCCUCCCGGCGUGGAAGGAAGCGAAAACUGUAUCUCCUGGAAACACCAGAGGACCGGCAGCUCAGCGCUGAAGGAGAGAGAGAUGUCAGAGCGACUCGGACAGGAUGUGAGGUUGCACACAGGACGCGGGGGGGGGGGAUGGGGCUGAGGAUUCUGUCUCCACCUCGCAUCUAUGAAUGUACCCACCAGUGUGAGCAUCGCAAUCGCAAAAAAUAGAAAUAUAUAUACUAUGGAGUAAAUGCAUAUGUAAACACACUUAAGACAAAAAGCACGAGAGGGCAAGACAUAGCUAAUCAAAAUCCGUUUCAUUGCUGAGAUUUUUUAAAUGUUUUUAAUGAUAGAAAUUUGUUGCUACGUCUACUUCUAUUUAACAGAUAAUGGCUAAAUGGAAUGGUGAUUAAGAAAUGGUAAGAAAAUCUAUAAAAAAACUAACUUUUAAACAAAGAAAUCUUAAAAAAGAAGCAACCAGAAAUUUACUUGACAUAAGUAUCCUUUAAAGAUUUCUGUAUUUUUAUGUUUAAGUUAAUCACAUCGCUUCCCUCCUCCAGAUGUUUUCUGAAUGGAUUCACAGGGACAAUCUUCCAUGUGACCCUCACAGUAUCUCGCUCUGCUGAUUAACGCUUCCCUCCCCCACCCCGACACCCUUAUUACAAAACACCAGUAAGCAGGGGUGAGAGGACCCUGCUUUCUACACUGGCUCUGCUCUUAUUGGUGGAAGCAGAUGUGGAGGGGAGUGUGAUGUCAUCAGUGUUUUUGUUUUUUUUUAUUUUUUUUUUAUCAGCCCACAGAGCACAUCUGCAGCUCGGGCCGCAAGUAGCUUAUUUGACAAAAUAAAAGCUUGUACAUUAACAUUAAACACGCCCUCCCCUCCUAGGGGGUGUGUGUGUGUGUGUGUCGAGUAGAAUCCGCGCGGUAACAUCUCUGAUGGCAUCACACCUUGCGUCACUCAGCCGUCCAAUCAGACACACUUCCUGAUGGUGACAUAGUCAUCCGUUAUAUAUCAGGGUGUGCCUCUGUUUACUUUUUUUUUUUUUUUUUUAAACUGUAUAGUCACUUUGUCUAUAAAAAGAUUGCUUGCUGUUGAGUGGUGAGAGGAAGGGUGGGAAGGGGAGGGGGGCCUAUAAACCUUUCACAGAAAACAUGCACUCAGAAGUCUGCUAACGUUGUUUGUGUAUAUUUGUUUGUAAAUACAUAUACACAAAACACUCCUGUACAAAAUGCUCUGUGGUACACCAUCUUUGGCAAAAAAAAAAAAAAAACAACAAAAAAAACCAAAACAAACAACAAAAAAAACACUAUCAACUUCUUUCGUUAGCAUACAGUUUUUCCUAUGAAUUUAUGGUAGUAUUGAUACUGUGAUUAUGGAUUUUGUUCACUUGAUUAAUAGGACUACGCAGAGCUGAGUGGUGCUAAGGAAAACGAUUGGCAAGGAGCAAUAGUCAGAGAAAAGAGGUUCCUCCCAACCAGCCUCACAACUCCACACUACUGCAACAGCUCUGGCUCCAGAGUAAUAACUAACUAGGGCUGGUUAAAAAAAAAAAAACUUCACAGUAUGGUGACAAGAUGAUUUUAAGAGUAAUUAAAGAUUUUUUUUAAUUUAUCUAAUUUAUGGACCAGGUUUGAAGGUGUUGAUAAUUUGACUGCUUUUGAUUCUGUCAUGUUGAAGUGCUCCUUUUCUCACGGUGGAGCCUACUUGAGUCUGAACUGCUGUAAAAAAACAAAAAAACAAAACAAAACAAAAAAAAAAAACGAAUGUCUGGUAUAGUAAGGACUUUAUCUCUGCUUUCUAUUUCUUAUUGAGAAAUUUCCAGUUGUACUUGCCAUCACAUCUCCAUCCAUUUAUAAUACUGUUUGGUUUCUUUAGGAGCCCUCACAUUUGUUUUGUUUUAAUUUCUAAAAAACAACACAAAAAAACAAACAAACAAGAAACUUGUAUUUCUUCUCGGUUUAUAGACGCAGCGCUGUAAUGCAUACCUAGACAAAUGUACAGUAUGAACGUAGGUGGACUUUUUUAUCAGUGGUUGAAGACCUAUGCGGUCCAUGCUUGCUAUUUGUAAUUUAACACGAAAAAAAAAAUUCUGUUGUCGGUUUUUUGCAUCGUUAAUUUCCCGUUUUUUGAGGCUUGCUUUGAUUAGUGCCAGUGAAGUGCAGAUACUUUUUUGGUCUUUGACCUUUUCUACAGGUGACUUAUCCUUCAUCUUCAUUAAGGGCUAUCACAGUGCAUCAGGCAUCAGACAGUGGGGAGUGGAAGUACAGGACCACAGUGAACCAAGUCAUCCACUACUAAUCCUUGUUUAUAAAUGGAGAUUACUCACAGUAUGUACUAUAAGAAGUAUAGGCAGGGUGUUAAUGCAAACAUAAGGUGUGCGUAGAGAGUUUACCAACACUAAGCAGUUUUCUUUAUGUAUUUCUUUAUGUAUCUGGCCCUUCGGUGAGUUAGGUGGACCUGGUAUCUGGCUCUCUGACCUUCACUACUUAAUUUUAAUUUGCAUCAGUAUCACAGUGUUUACCUGUUACAGCUCAGUCCAGUGUAGAAACACUUAUCACUAAAGACACUACUACCAGGACAAGUAUUGCAUGUUUCCCCAGGUAUUUUGAGUUGUAACUGAUAGCCAAGAAAUCUUAAAGACCACACUGGUGGGUUUGCAUGAUUUAACCCAUUAACUACAAAUCUUACACUGUAUUCUUCUAAGCUUUCACUUUAUAGAUUGAUUUCCUUCCUUUCAGGCAGCUGCUGGUUUCUGUUAAUGCCAGCUUGCAGAGUGUUGAAAUGUGGUUGUGAGAGACAUUUAGUCUCCUUUUUCCUUUCUCCUUUUUCUUUUGACACACUUGCAGUGGUAAUGCAGUGAGCAGGGCUACUUCAAAUCUCCCUUGUGGAUGCUUUCAAAAGAAGCUCUGAUGCCAGAGUUGUGAUAAUUGGUUGCCAUAAACGUAUUCAAACACUGCAUGGGUCACAAAUUUUGCUGUUUGGUAGCUGCUUCUUAAAUCCCAAUUUCAUUUAUUUAUUGUUUUCAGACAAGCAUGAGCGCAUUAAGUACCAAUCUGACUAAGUAGGGAUGCACCAAUCCAACUCUUCUGAUACCUCAACUCAGAGUAUCUGCUGAUACCCAGUACAAUGCCAGUGCUCUUUUUCCCCAAAACUAAGAUCUAUAUACCUCAGUUUGUGGAGCUUUAUUGGAAUCAUUUUUAAAUAACAUGAGAGCAGGGACUGUUGUGGCAUUAAAGACAGAGUCAGAAUCAUGUUGUAACUGAUUGAGGAAAUGCUAAUCCAGCAUAUUUGGUUGGUGCACCCUUACAGCUGAGAUUAGUUUUCACCUAGUCCAUCUUAACUGCAUUACCCUGCAAUUUACAGAAAAAUGUAUAUGACUAAAUGUUCUCUGUAAGUCAGCUGUCAACCAGUUUCAUGUCACUCCAGUUGAUUUUCAACUGCAAGGCUGGUGAAAAGAUAGGGAGUCAAUCUAAAAACAGUGAGCAGCCUACUAUCGAAGUUAAUGGAGCUAAAUGUUUGGGGGGUUUUUUAAUGCCAGUGUGGUCCUUAACUGCCAUUUUGUCUGCUAAAAAAUGACACUAACCUUGUAUGGAGGAAGCAGACAGCCAAGUGUCAGACAGCUGUCACAAAGAGGGUCUGGAUGCCAGUAUUUAAAUGGAAUUAUACCCAAGUAUUUAUCAGUAUGUAGUUAAGAUUUACUGUGUGUUGAGUACAGCUCACUUUAAUAGUGACAAACCAAUGUUGUGUUUUUUAAACUUGACACUCUGGCACAUGGCGAAGGGCUGACUGGCUUUUAGCGUGGGUGUGUUAGUUUGUUAGCAGCCCGUCGUUGCGCUGUGUUUUCGACACAUUCUAUCUUGACACUUAAAUCUCCUUCUCAUCCUUUUUCCGUUUUGAGCAUUAACCGGUGAAAAGACUGGACUGGUUUUUCACUAUAACACUCUAUUAUUUAUUGCCUUUCAUUGCCUUGAAUGACGACAGAUGGUGUCGCCGGCGCGUUCCGGUUUCAGAACGCGUUCUGUGACUUCUUGGUAGCCGGGUGGGAGGGGCUGUGCGGGUUCCCUUCCUGUGGGCUUGUUGGAAUAAAUGGAAUCAAACCCAUCUUUCGGACAUCAGUAUGGAGUCAGUGCAUAUUCAAAAAACUUAAGCUUGUUCUCCCUUUUUUUGUUGUUGUUGUGUUUUUCAUUUUCUCUCUGUGUAUGAUAAGAAGACAUUACCAGAACAUUAUUAUUUAGGACCACUUGAUUUAUUUUUCCUCACUCCAAUGAAACCUGAAGGUCAAUUGUGUAGUGGUGUAUAAAAUGCUGUUUUUAUUUUCUCUUUAUUUUGUAUGUAAACCAAAUGUAAAUGAUGUAUUAUACUGAGUGUGCCAACCCCACUCGAUCUAGAGCCAGGCUCUCUCUAAGUGCCAACGCUGUGGUCAUCAUCAAAAGGACCACCACCACCACGAGACGGUCCCCCUUUUUAAAUAAAACACACCAGAGACUAAAAGGAUAGAUGAUUAAGUACACACAAAGACUUUAUUCUGUAUUUAAGAUUGAAGAUUUAAAAGAUAAUCUGCUGUUUUUUUUAAGAAACUGUAAUUAUAAUUGCAUGUGCUGUUUAUUUUGUGUUGGAAGUGAGGGCUUGGAUGUUUUCAUUGAAGCAGAGCCCUUUGAUGAAGGGGGUUCAAUCAGUUGGUUAUUAUCGAUUAUUGAUUUACAUAACUUUGCCAUAUUUUUUUUAUGUGUUUCAUGUAUUUGUUUCAACCACUGUUGCCUGAUCCUCAUUCAAACAUGAACAUGACUUAUGAUCAUCGCCGCCUUCUAAGAGAGAAACAUAAUGACAAGGUAUCUGUUUUAAAUUGAAAUAAAUUUGUUCCUAUA
Molecule: messenger RNA, 8114 nt
Organism: Lates calcarifer (barramundi perch)
Lineage: Eukaryota; Metazoa; Chordata; Actinopteri; Centropomidae
Gene: gna11b
Product: guanine nucleotide binding protein (G protein), alpha 11b (Gq class)
Exons: 7
Coding region: 1543-2622 (359 amino acids)
Biological process (GO): action potential; phospholipase C-activating dopamine receptor signaling pathway; adenylate cyclase-modulating G protein-coupled receptor signaling pathway
Cellular component (GO): heterotrimeric G-protein complex
Molecular function (GO): G-protein beta/gamma-subunit complex binding; guanyl nucleotide binding; GTPase activity
Source: RefSeq, a predicted model, not a curated record